AUGCUUAAUAGUUUACUGCAACUCAUUGGCCUUAAAAAGGAGUGGCCGGUAUUUACUCUGGAUGAAGUGCGCCAACACAACGACCGCCUUUCAACUUGGAUUGUCGCGGGAAACUUCGUGUAUGAUGUCACCUCUAUCCUGGACACGCACCCUGGGGGCGCAAAUGCGCUCCUCCGUCGAAGUGGUGGUGUGAAGGACUGCACUGAGGACUUUUACUUUCAUAGUCGCGCUGCGCGGAGGACAUGGGACCACUAUAAGAUUGGUGAGUUGGACGCUAGGGAAUUCAUGGGGAUGACAGGUUACCCUACCUCUCUGACAGAAUCAAGAGACGAGGGUGUUACGCCGGAGGCCUCUCCUGUGAGCCACGCCUGUGCCAGUUGGGAAUGCGAUGGUGGCAAGAAUUGCUGCUGCACUAGUACUGUGGAAACAUGCGGGAGUACAUCUGAGCCUGUUCCAGAUCAUGUAUGUGGUGAGUGCCUGCACCGUUCCUUGGCACGGCGAGAGGUUCUUCCGAGAGCCCUGUAG
Trypanosoma rangeli is the source of this 525-nucleotide messenger RNA. RefSeq names its product cytochrome b5. Gene Ontology annotation, cellular component: intracellular membrane-bounded organelle; membrane. The coding region runs from base 1 to 525 and encodes 174 amino acids. The transcript has a single exon. Gene Ontology annotation, molecular function: heme binding. Lineage: Eukaryota; Euglenozoa; Kinetoplastea; Trypanosomatida; Trypanosomatidae. The record is from RefSeq and is a predicted model, not a curated record.